Messenger RNA from Aspergillus puulaauensis, 2319 nucleotides. Its product is annotated as putative respiratory complex assembly protein Rmp1. NCBI's taxonomy places the organism in Eukaryota, Fungi, Ascomycota, Eurotiomycetes, Eurotiales, Aspergillaceae. The transcript has a single exon. Bases 1 to 2319 code for a protein of 772 amino acids. The record is from RefSeq and is a predicted model, not a curated record.
AUGCUCUCUCGAUCAGCUAGACAGGCGGGAGGCCUGAUAAACCGUCAAUUGUUUUCAGCAUGUCGGCCACACACAGUUUGCACCUCGUUAACCCAACGUGGGCAUCAUCUUGUUCGAUACCAGAAUACCGCCGGCAAUUCCAGCGACGAAACACACCCUGAUCACCCGAGCCGCCAUCGCGAAUCCGAUCGAAAGCGAAAUAGGAGGAAGCUGGGAAAUAAAAGUCGGAGAGUCGAGCUUGAAUAUUCUUCCCUUGGAAAACCGGGCGAAGUCCUUGUCGUGCGGGAGAAACCACGCCGACAGCCUCCGCUCAAAGCAUCGUCAGAGGAAGAAGCAGGCGAACUCCCGAUCAUGCUGAGCGAGCUCCAGCCAGAUACAUCUUAUUCCGAUAGCGCAGUUAUAGCUGAACGGAUUGAGAGCUUCCUCGCACCACAUCGACCCCGAGAACAGUUGGCACCACCCGAUUGGGAGGAUCUCCGAAGCAGGCUUCGCCCAUCCUUUACGGCUCCCCAACUUUCCAGGUAUAUUUCUACAACGUUGAAAGCACGAAAGGACGGUCCUGAAGGGGGUCCAGCGCAUCUUGAACUCUGGAAUGCAGAGUGGAAACCUGGCACUUCACUUUACCUAGAGACAGAACCGGCAUCCCAAGAAGCAAUUGCCGAUAGAAUUGCCGCGUCCCAGGAUCUCAAAGGCAAGGAUCUUUUGAUUGAGCGAGUUCUCCGUGAUUGCUGGCAACUUGGACAGGUGGGCGAAAUUGGACAACUCGAUAUCCGCCUUCCGACUUAUUCCUUGACCCUACUUACAGGUUCAAACUAUUUUUCGUUUGAAGAGCUGGCUAACCUACAUGACACGGCAAUCGAUGUGACGCAUUCUUUGGGACUCGUAAGGGUCACUGGAAAACAACGCCCGUGUGAAUCGAUCCGUGAGAUCAUAAAUGAUUAUACCAAAAGGAUACAAUCAGUUGAACUUGGUCUCCCGUCUCGAGACAAGGAGAAUACUAAAAUAUUUGCUGAGGAACUUGGCCCCAAAUUUAUUUCCUGGGUUGAGAAUACAUAUAAUGUUUCCUUUGAAUUGGAUUCAUUACAGUUCCCCAGUCGGAUGCAUGUCCUUCCCGAAAGCGAAAGGAAUGUGGAGGAUGCUCGAAGAACCUUGCACCUAGCAUUCAACAAAGCCGUGUUACCCUCGACGCCAUUCAGCACUUACUUUCCUGCUUCGAAACUCUCGGGAAUGUAUGAUGUCGAUCUUGGAGAGGCUGCCCCAUGGCAGGUUCGGGAGAGGCCAUGGUUUCGAUGGCAGACGCCAGAGAGCGAAAGGUUGCCGAUUCUACCUGGCUAUCUUCUACAUGAGGGGCAAUCCGAUCUUUGUAAAGAACUUCUCACAUUCCUUCGACCACAACCCUCUUGGAAUGCGAAAUUUGGAUCCGCUAUCGAAGUCCGCGAAUCAAUAACGGCAACGCUUGGUCAAUGUCUCUUCCUCCGCAAGCCAACCAUCGAAAAAUGCCAGGCCAGCGCCUCUCAGUUAGGUCAAAUGUCUCUUCAACGGACCUUCGUUAGUGAUGUGCCUCGAGUUUCACGGCUUCUUGGUAAAUUGGCGCCAAAGCGUGUUGCGUCAACCUCUUAUCGCAUUCGGCUAGUCCCUUCGGCACUCCAUGCAAACAUCUUUCCAUCGCUCGAGCUAGAGCUCACCCACCCACCCAAAAAUAUACGCAAGCACCAAAAUGAAUUAAUCAUCAGUAGUGCUCAAGUUAAUCUGAUGGAAGACAGCGUCGACCACUUACUACCAGAGAGCAUCGCGGACAUUCGGUUCACCAGAAAGUUGACGCAUGACCUUUUAACUGGACCCCGUGGAGUUUCUUUCCUGGACUCUGUCCUUGAAGACGUACAACUUGAACUCAAAGAAAGCAGAACCAGUAAUAAGGAUAUCCCUCUGCCGGCAUUCACAACGAUAGAUCUACCAAACUACCUUUUACGUCAAGACAGUGAUAAGGUAGACAUAAGUGGAUGCACUAUGGCCGAAUAUGUUUAUCAGCCGGUGAACGAUGUUCAAGGGACGCUUGUUAGCCAGUAUAAUGUCCGCGAUUGGCAGCUCUUUCAUGCUUCUUACGAUGGCGGGCCGUACGAAGCCUAUUCGACAACGGAUCUCUACCUGCAAACCACUUCGGAGCCUCGCUACAUUGAUGAAAUCCACCCCGGCAAGUCUAUUUCAUCGCGUCGGCAGAUCGGUAAACAUUUCGUUUUAUUUUACAACGUCGCUUGCGACCUGGUGUCCGGACUGGAGUUGGAUGCGGAGGAGCGUGCGGUAGCUGGAAUGAGGGUAUAA